GUGUCGACUAAUAAUUUGUGAGACGGAAUCACCGAAGAAUCAAACCAAACCACACGACACCAAACCACGGACGGACAGACCACCACGACCCUCCUCCCCUCCAUAAACCCUUCUCUUUCUCUCUCUACUUCCUAUUGAUGAAUGAAUACUCUCAGUGAUAGGUCAACUUAAUCAGUAAUGUUUUCUGGUCAAAGCGUGUGUAUCGGAGGGAUCUUGUGUUAUCAACAAUGAAUUUUGGGUUUCUGAGUAAUAUCCCCUGGUUUAGGACCCAUGCAAACAGAGACAUGGGGACAAACUUUAUGUCCACAACUGCACUUCUGGAAACACCUAAACAAAGAGCUCAUUUCAAUAUCAAGUUGUGGGGUUGGUCUCUUCUUGCAUUUGUUCCUUCGUUUAUCAAUGCUGGUGACAAAAUUCAAGUGCCAUCUGUUGUUAACAAGGAAUUGAAAAAGCGUGCACGACCUAGUCGUGUUAUUGACUCUAGCGUUGGGUAUUCCAAUAUACGCUUCAGACCAUACGUUUCGAAGGUUCCAUGGCAUACAGGCGCGAGGGGAUUUCUUUCUCAGUUGUUCCCUCGAUACGGGCAUUACUGUGGACCCAAUUGGUCAAGUGGUAAAGAUGGAGGGUCUCUUCUAUGGGACAAGCGCCCAAUUGAUUGGUUGGACUUUUGCUGCUACUGCCAUGACAUUGGUUAUGACACUCAUGAUCAGGCCGAGCUUUUGAAGGCAGACCUAGCAUUUCUUGAGUGCUUGGAAAGGCCUCACAUGAUUACAAAAGGGAAUGCUCAUGUUGCUUAUCUUUACAAGACAAUGUGCAUUUCAGGUCUCAAGAACAUACUUAUACCGUACAGAAAACACCUUUUGAAAUUACAGUCGGGGCAGUUAUCACUAUUAGUUGGGUUUGGAUGGAAUCUGCAGAAAACUUAAAAGACAGAUUAAUCAUGAGUUACAAAAAGGUACUCAGCUAGACUAUGUCAAUUGAAUCAAUUAUGGUUCAAAUUUGUUUUUUGGAGGAGAUUUGAAAAUUUGGAAGUCUUGUUUUGCUUCCUCCAAACUGCAUAUUAUGUAAAUAGUUGUUUUCACAACAUUAAUGGUUGCUUUCUGGUGCCAUUAGGAUUAAAGAGAUGUUAGUGUUCUUUAGAAUCUGUGUCUGUAAUUUCUGAUCGUAUGUAUAGUCACCUUUGUUCUUUCUAUAUUCCUUUAUGCUAAAUCUAUUAUUAUAGUCACUGUAUUUAUAUAA
This is a messenger RNA of Camellia sinensis, 1239 nucleotides long. RefSeq lists its product as uncharacterized. Gene Ontology annotation, biological process: phospholipid metabolic process; arachidonate secretion. NCBI's taxonomy places the organism in Eukaryota, Viridiplantae, Streptophyta, Magnoliopsida, Ericales, Theaceae. Gene Ontology annotation, molecular function: A2-type glycerophospholipase activity. The record is from RefSeq and is a predicted model, not a curated record.